CUCAAUAAGUUCUCCCGCUAUACCCUCCACCAUGGCCACCACCGACCCGAAACCCAUCUUCAUCGCCAUCAUUGGCGUCGGCGGCGUCGGCAAAGCCUUCCUCACCCAACUCGACACCCUCCGCCUCCGCCUAUCCCGCUCCAACCCCCCGACCGACCUCCGCCUCAUCUACGCCCGCCGCUCCACAAAACAGCUCUUCAGCACCUCCUGGACACACCUCGACAUUCCCUCCCUGACCGCCACCCUCGACGCCUCGGGUUCCCCUCCCCCGCCUUUCAAUGAAACCUUCGGCCAGCUCGCCAGUGGCCCGGGUCGCGUGGUGCUGGUGGACAAUACCUCUUCUCCUGACCUCGGAAGUCUGUACCCCAUGAUCCUGCAACGAGGGAUCAGCAUCGUGACACCGAACAAGAAAGCUUUCUCCGACAACUUCGCGCUCUGGUCGUCCAUCUUCUCCUCCGCGGCCAAUGGAACCGGUUCGCCCUCCGCUGGGUAUGUCUUCCAUGAAUCCUCCGUCGGAGCCGGUCUACCCGUCCUGUCCACUUUGAAAGAGCUAGUCGAGACCGGCGACGAGGUGACGAAGAUCGAAGGCGUCUUCAGCGGUACCAUGUCCUUCCUCUUCAACUCUUUCCAACCGCUCGGUGGAGGUGGAGGCGCCUUCGCAGCGGAGGUCAAGAACGCGAAGGAUUUGGGAUACACGGAACCAGAUCCGAGGGAUGAUUUGAACGGGUUGGAUGUAGCGCGGAAGUUGACCAUUCUCGCGCGACUGGCGGGACUGGAGGUCGAGUCACCCACCUCGUUUCCUGUGCAGAGUCUCAUCCCGAAGGAACUGGAGUCUUGCUCUUCUGGAGAUGACUUCAUGACCCGUCUGCCUGAGUUUGACGCGAACAUGGACGAGCUGAAAGAUGCGGCGACAAAAGAGAACAAAGUUGUGCGGUUCGUGGGAAGCAUCGAUGUAGCGAGCAAGCAGGUCAAGGUUGGGUUGGAGAAAUUCGACGCUUCGCAUCCAAUUGCGGCGUUGAAGGGGAGUGACAACAUCAUCAACUUCUACACGAAGCGGUAUGGGAGCAAUCCGUUGAUUAUCCAGGGCGCUGGAGCGGGUGGAGAGGUGACGGCGAUGGGCGUGACGGGAGAUCUGAUCAAGGUUUUGAGGUUGUUGCAGUAGAUUUAGGUGAGAGAUGGGGAGAUUCAGCGACAGCAAAGGCAUCACAGCUUCCAAAGGCAAGCGGCUUGUGCUGAUGAGAAUUGUGAAUGAGCGGAUGUGAGAGGGAAUGGACACAGAACGUCCAGCAAAUCUUGGGCAUU
Molecule: messenger RNA, 1302 nt
Organism: Zymoseptoria tritici IPO323
Lineage: Eukaryota; Fungi; Ascomycota; Dothideomycetes; Mycosphaerellales; Mycosphaerellaceae
Exons: 1
Coding region: 32-1162 (376 amino acids)
Biological process (GO): aspartate family amino acid biosynthetic process; L-homoserine biosynthetic process
Molecular function (GO): aspartate kinase activity; homoserine dehydrogenase activity; NADP binding
Source: RefSeq, a predicted model, not a curated record